Messenger RNA from Brassica oleracea var. oleracea, 1048 nucleotides. RefSeq lists its product as uncharacterized. The record is from RefSeq and is a predicted model, not a curated record. NCBI's taxonomy places the organism in Eukaryota, Viridiplantae, Streptophyta, Magnoliopsida, Brassicales, Brassicaceae. Bases 357 to 698 code for a protein of 113 amino acids. The transcript is spliced from 6 exons.
CUUCUCAUUUACAUAAAGUCUCUGAUAUUUUUGAUUCCGUCUCUUUCCUCUCCUUCUCUAUAUCGGGAACAAGAUCGAGAUUGAAAAAAAAAUUGUGAGACAUGGUUAAGACCAGUCGUAGCUCUUCAUCUUCCAAGAGUUUCUCUUCUUCUUCUUCAUCCCCUGAACCGUCUUCUCAUCUCCACGCCCUACCAAGCGAUCUAAGGUCAAGAUCCAUGCUGCUAUUUAAUCUGUAGCGAGCGGAACCGGCGGGUCUUCGUCGGCGAGCGAGAUUCCGGUUGAGAAAUAAGGACCGGUUUCAGAUCCUGGAUUCGAAAUCUGGAGAGUCGGAGCUUGGAUCCUCUGAUCCGUAAGCUAUGGAUGCAAAGAAGCCUGUUUUAACCGAUGUGCCUGUGAUGAAGAUCUCUCUUGAAGCCGACACAAACCCUGAAGCCGAUGUGGCGGUGACACCUACAAUAGCAGGUGAAGUUGUGACGGAUGGUGAGAAGUCGAAGGCAGGGAAGAAGCUAGCUAAGGCACCACGUGCGAAGAUACUUUCUCAGUAUUCUCAGAACCCACACCAUAUCAUGAGGGGCCAUGUAUUCACUGUUGGGCGCCAAGGAUGUGAUUUAUCUAUCAAAGACCAAUAUAUGCCCAGCACCCUGUGUGAAAUCAAGCAGUCUGAUCAGGAGGUCCAUCGGUUGCAACUCUGGAGAUAGGUUUAGAAGAAGACGAUGAGAUUCAUGAAGAAAUCCUUACCUUUGUCACAACCAACCACCAAGGUUAGCAAUUCAUAACAAACCAACACCACAAAAGCAAUGGAGUAGUGAAUCAACCAACACCACCAAACUUUGGAGAUGAAGAGCAGAGCCGCAAACGCUAUGUAAAUGAUAGUUGGAAGUCUUGCAAACCGUCGUUCUCACUUAGAUUUUGUACCCCACAUUACAAGCUCUGUGCAAUAACUAUUUUCCUAUAUUUCAUCUUUAUACUUUUAGAAUGUACUGCAAACUAUCUCCGACUGUGAGCAGAGUUAUGUGCAUUUUAAUUAAAAUGUUCACGGGCUUUUGCA